Amorphotheca resinae ATCC 22711 is the source of this 458-nucleotide messenger RNA. RefSeq lists its product as hypothetical. Bases 86 to 340 code for a protein of 84 amino acids. The transcript has a single exon. The record is from RefSeq and is a predicted model, not a curated record. Lineage: Eukaryota; Fungi; Ascomycota; Leotiomycetes; Helotiales; Amorphothecaceae.
GGCUGCGUUGGUAAUUUGUUGUACCUGGGAGAGCUCUGUUCUUUACUCAAAUGCUACAAGCGAAGCCUAAACAUUAGAGGCUUAUAUGUCUGCUCUUCCCCUCUUGCUUUUUGAGACUUGGUUGACUGGUGCCAGUAUACAUAUCAUUCGUCUUCAUACCUGCCUGUGCCGACAACCAGAAAUCUUGCUUGUGGGUUCUUUGGGGUUAUGGUCGUGUAGAUAUUGUCCCAGUAAUGAAAAAUCAAUAAACUCAUGCUUUUCUCCCCGGUCAUUGAUGCCAGGGACUUUUGAAUGUGUUGAACAAAGGAUUGGCAACGAUUGCAAGGGGCUUAGUAGCUAAUAUCUAUACUCCAAUUCUAAGCUGGCUAUCCUUUUGCCCAAAAUAUCUCCAGCCGACUUUCCAUAAGGUCUCAUCACAUGCAUGGCAACACAAGGCUAAGACGAUGCGGAAGUAAAAC